CUGCCGAGCUCACACUCAUCAGUGGCACCGUACUUUAGUUUAAAGGACGCUCUUACAAAAAAAAAAAAAAAAAAAACAACAACUCCACUCUUGGCUUGGGGUGGCAAUGACAGGAAGUUAAUCGUAUAGCAACAGCGAAUCGCAGAUUAUUACCCUUGGGUUGGCUGAUUGCUAACUGGUUAGCUCACGCGCCACAUCAGCGAAGACGUUGUGUGGAUAAGAUAAGCGUGGCGUGAAGAAGAAGCAGAAGAAGAAGACGCAGAAGCAGCAUCAACAGCGCGUAUGUGUAUGCGCGGGGGGAGCUGGCCUUCAAUAGACCCCGCGACGACGAGCUGGAGAGCUUCCACACCCCCCCACGUUCGUCUCUUUCCCGGUGCAGCAUCCCGUCGAGAUGGACAACCUGAGUGACGCCUUGGCGAAACUUAAACUGGCGUCGACAGACAGCGCCUCGGACAGCGUGGAUGGCUGUCUGGACUGUCUGCUGAAAGCUCUGCUCAACAACACCACGGAGGCCAGUGUGAAGGUCCAGGAGAUGGGCGUUCUACCCCUGCUCGCCACUCUGCUCAGCCCCCAGUCAUCCUGCGCACCCAGAGUUGCCAAUAUCAUCGCAGAGGUGGCCAAAAAUGAGUUCAUGCGAACUCCCUGUGUGGAAGCUGGCCUCAUCCCUCCACUCAUUCAGCUGUUGAACUCCACCGAUCAGGAGAUUCUACUGCAGACGGGCCGGGCUCUUGGCAACAUCUGUUAUGACAGCCAUGAGGGCAGGAGUGCAGUUGACCUGGCAGGAGGGGCUCAGAUAGUAGCUGAACACAUUAAAACCCUCUCCCAAAAUACAGAGCCGGAAAAUGAGAAGCUCUUGACAGUCUUUUGUGGCAUGCUGAUGAACUAUAGCAAUGAUAAUGAUUCCCUACAAGGCCAGCUGAUCAGCAUGGGCGUGAUCCCCACUCUGGUGAAGCUGCUCGGCAUCCAUUCCCACAACGCCGCCCUGACGGAAAUGUGUCUCAUCGCCUUUGGGAAUUUAGCUGAGCUCGAGUCGAGCAAGGAGCAGUUUGCCUCCACCAACAUCGCCGAGGAACUGGUGCGCCUUUUCCAGAAACAAGUGGAGCAUGAAAAGAGAGAAAUGAUAUUUGAGGUCCUGGCUCCUCUCGCAGAAAAUGAUGUGAUCAAAUUGCAGAUGGUGGAGGCGGGCUUGGUGGAAUGUCUCCUGGAGGUGGUGGGCCAGACUGUAGACGGCAAGCGGGAAGAGGAUGUUGCCCAGCUGAAGACAGCUUCUGACCUGAUGGUGCUCCUGCUUCUCGGAGAUGAGUCCAUGCAGAAGCUGUUUGAGGGAGGGAAGGGCAGUGUCUUCCAGAGGGUGCUUUCCUGGAUCCCAUCGCACAACCACCAGUUGCAACUGGCUGGUGCGCUUGCCAUUGCUAAUUUUGCCCGCAAUGAUGGCAAUUGCAUCCACAUGGUGGACACUGGUAUCGUGGAGAUGCUUUUGGAGCUGUUGGAUCGGCACAUCGACGAAGGCAAUGUCACAGUUCAACACGCAGCUCUCAGUGCUCUUCGGAACCUGGCCAUACCCGUUGUGAACAAAUCCAAGAUGCUGUCAGCUGGAGUUGCAGAUGUGGUGUUGAAGUUCUUGCAGUCUGAGAUGCCGCCUGUCCAGUUUAAGCUUCUGGGGACCUUACGUAUGCUCAUUGACACACAAGUGGAAGCAGCGGACCAGCUUGGCACCAACGGGAAACUGGUGGAGCGGCUGGUGGAGUGGUGCGAAGCCAAAGAUCACGCUGGGGUGAUGGGCGAGUCCAACAGGCUUCUUUCCGCUCUCAUCCGACACAGCAAGAGCAAGGAUGUUGUUAGAACAGUCAUCCAGGGAGGAGGAGUCAAGCACUUAGUCACCAUGGCAACCAGUGAGCACAUGAUCAUGCAGAAUGAAGCACUGGUGGCGCUGGGCCUCAUUGCGGCGCUCGAUUUGGUUGCAGCGGAGAAGGACUUUGAAGGAGCCAACCUCGUUGCUGUGCUUCAUAAGCUGUUGUCGGAUGAGAGGAGCGCGCCAGAGAUUAAAUACAACUCCAUGAUCCUCAUCUGUGCUGUCAUGGGCUCCGAGCCCCUCCACAAAGAAGUCCAAAGCCGGGCGUUCAUCGACGUGGUGUCCAAGCUUCGUUCGCACGAAAACAAGACGGUGUCCCACCAGGCGUCGCUCACGGAGCAGAGGCUAACCGCUCAGAGCUAAGUGGCCCGGAUUCGCCGUCAACACACCCUCCUCUCACAAUCCCCAGCCACCGCACCCAAACGCCCGAUGAAUGCGCUACCCCUUGUACUGUAAGCCCAUCGUCAUGUGCCAAGGUACCAUGUUGCAUUAACUGCCACACAGACAUCCUCUUGACUCGUGCUAAGGACAGACUGAUUUAUGUCACGUAUGAAUAUGUUAUUACACUUGCCACCACAUAAGCCACAAAAGCCAUUCUAAUGAGAUUUUUUUUAAGGUUAAGGUAGCAGAUUACGACGCGUCAGUCUUUCCUCAGUCCUACAAUUUGUACAUGUUAGUGCUGUCACAGUCACAAAAUUCUGACUUUGAAACCACGUGCAUAAAGGACGGCAUAAAUCUAAAACGUCAGUAGAAGCAGUAGAAUCGUGGAUUAAAAAAACGAGUACUGUACUUCAAAAUAAAAUUGGGCAGCGUACAUGUAAUGAUUAAAUAUCAAAUUUAUUUUCAUGCCAUGAUAUACGGUCGUGUAACAGUAGAUAAUUUUUUAAAAUUUGAUCAGAAAUACGCUGGAUAUGUUGCAGGAAAGACUAUUGAACAGCUGGACGCAAGAAACCCUUUUAUUCUUUUUAUGUAAUCAUCUCUUUUUAGUAAAUAUUUGGUUUUUAGAAAUACCCAGCAUGCCACACACCAUACACCACUCUCAAAGCGUUACAAAUAUUUGAUAUAUGCAUUCAAAGCUGAGAAGUCAAAUUCAUUAUUUUCAGUUUAUCUAGAAAUUUCACCCACUUCCCCUGAUUUGUUUUUUUUGUGUGAGAGGUUUAUUUGACCCGCGCACGGGACAUUACGCACGCUCAUCGACACAGGUAGGUUUCCCACCCCUGCUCUAAAUAGGCUGAUUCCUCCAGUCGUAUCCACCUUUAUUUGAUUUGUUGAGUUUUGAGUCUUAUGUGUAUUUUGUUUCUUUUUUUGUUUUGUUUUAUUUAUGUUGAUCAUUACGUGUUCCAUCUGCUGACAUUGGGUCGACAGAUUUAUGGAGAAAGUCAGAACAAAAGAACGGAGGCACCUUUCAUGAGUCAUGUCUCAUUCACUAAGAAAAUGACUCACAGAUCGGCUUUUUGUUUACUUAUCUGUGGCGGGGAUCCUUUUCCACAGAACCCAGCCAAGGCAGGAUAUUUAAAUUCGGUAGGCAUGUUCAUCAUGGGUAGAACCACAAAACAUCUCAAAAGCCCCUGCCUGAAAAUAAAUAGGAAGUCAGCCAUUUUGGCUUGAAGCAGCCAUUUGAGGGUCUUUUUGGGCCAUUUCUAGGAGUUUUCCAGGACUUUUGCUUGAUUGUUACGCAUAUUAGACCAAAUUGCAACUCAUUCGUGUUUUCAUCAUUGCCUGUGGGAACAGUCGGCUUUACAGAUGAGUCCCCCCCACCCCCUGCCUGUGAAUUGUCGAAUACCUGUUGAUAUAUUAUGAGGUUACUCAUUGGGAGCACGAAAGGGGAAAAUAUUUUUUUGUUUACACUUUCAGCAGUGAAUAAAAGCGCAGCUAGCGUCGGUAAUUCAACGCACAUCAGUGAAGACAUGCAUGAGCCGGCACCCCAACGAAUCUCUGAAGAUUGCUUUAUCAUAUACAUCAUAUACAUCGUAUAUACUGUAAAUCUUGGCAUGUCCCAAUCGAUGACAAAUGUUACCAUAUCAUUGUUGCUGUUUUUUAAAAAAACAAGUUUGAAUGGUUAUUUAUCAGAUCUGUGCUCUUAAUGAGUCGUAUCCAUAGCAACAGCAUAAAAGUACUAUAUGCGUAAAUGUUUGUUGUAAAUGUCAAAAACGUUGUACAUUUGGAAGAUUGUAACAAGAUAAUUAAAAGAUGAUAGGUAGCGGG
This is a messenger RNA of Syngnathus acus (greater pipefish), 4057 nucleotides long. It is a transcript of the gene rap1gds1, whose product is annotated as RAP1, GTP-GDP dissociation stimulator 1. The transcript is spliced from 15 exons. Gene Ontology annotation, molecular function: guanyl-nucleotide exchange factor activity; protein binding. Gene Ontology annotation, cellular component: cytosol. Gene Ontology annotation, biological process: positive regulation of GTPase activity. Lineage: Eukaryota; Metazoa; Chordata; Actinopteri; Syngnathiformes; Syngnathidae. The coding region runs from base 392 to 2215 and encodes 607 amino acids. The record is from RefSeq and is a predicted model, not a curated record.